CGGGUGGAAACGCUUUGUCGUACUUGAGCCCUCACAGCAACAUCAUUGCCCGCCGCCACAUUCACUUCCCGGAACCACACGCUCGUCGCUCGUCGCUCGCCUGCAGCACCACGCAACCAAAUACACUCUUCACGAGCUGCCGCGCAGCAAUAAGUCAUCGUUUUGCACAGACUGCGGUUGUCCCUUAGUGGCCCUCAGAAGUGGAGGAGGGAGUGGUGACGACAACAUGGACGGUGCAGGUGGACCUGGAGGUUCAGGAGGGCUCCCGUCAUUUCGAAGAGAGAGCGUAAAGCGAAGCUUCAGUACAAUGGCAGAAAGUCACCGUGAUCGAGAUGGUUCACCCGCCACGCUCUUUGUUCCGCACGACGACCACUACAACAACGAACACCCAGCACAGCGAGCUCGAUUGGCCUCCAGCCGUAUAGCCUUGCCUCAGCGAUAUCCCGGUGACGGCUUUGACUACCGAAGACCCACCAUGUCGGGCAGUGGCAGUGGCAGUAGCAGCGGCAGUGGAAGCAAUGGCAAUGGGCAGGAUCGAAACCCAGGCGUAGGAGUUAUUGACCUCACUGAAGAAGAUGAUGACCUACCGCGGACGAGAGGAACUCGAGGUGAAGAAGCAGGAAGAGAUUCACGUGCUCAGCGCGGCCCCCGGUUCGGAAGAAACAUAAUCGACCUUGACGGUGAGGACGACGCUGAAGAUCUCACGCAGCCUAUUUCGCAUGCUGCACCUUCUUCUGCGCCCCGGCCGAACUAUUUGAGCCUCUUUCCAGCUCGAGCCCCCACGACAACUCAUCCACAUCCACGAUACUCUGGACUUCGAAGACCAGAACGGUCAUCGCCACCACGAAGGACAGAUAUGGAGGAUUUGACGGAACUACGAACACGCCUGCAUGCUAGGCCCAGUGAGAGUAGUCGUGGCCAUAGGAGUGUCACGCCAUAUCCGAAUGGUCGCCCCGAGCCUAUCGAUCUCACAGGCGAUGAGGACGAAUUGGUCAUUGUGGACGCUCGCACACGAGCAGGCAUAAAUGACGAGCGGCCCAGUACCACAGCAGGCAUGGGUACGAGGUCAGUCAACGACCUGUUCGCCCACCUGGGUCGUCCUGGCCGUCUGUUUGAUCGGGUUAUGGCUUUCUCAGGAAUCCCGAGGACGAAUGCGAACAAUGUGCCUGCACGAGCGCAGGUCACGUUCGUCAACCCCGAUGCUCAACAACGUGGUGCACUCCAGGUCAAUUUAGAUUUCGGCGCGACUGCGUUCGAUUUGGGGUUAGGGGGUAAUCCACCUCCCCCACCGAAGUAUGAGCCCCCUCCCUCGGCGGCGAAAGGAUUCACGCGUUCUCCCGGAGAGCAGGAUGUCGUCGUCUGUCCCAACUGUGGAAACGAGCUUGCAGUUAAUAGUGACGAGAAGAAGGCGGAGGUCUGGAUCAUCAAGAAGUGUGGACAUGCAUACUGUGGGGAUUGUGCUCAACAUCGGACCAAGACAACCAAAGGCAAAGGCAAAGCCCCAGUUCACAGCACACCAAUGCCUUUCAAGGAAUGCGUAAUUCACGGCUGUAGAGAGAAGGCUGGGGCUAAAGCUAUGAUGCACAUUUUCAUCGGCAGUUAGAAUCGUUGAUUUAGUGUCGUUUCCAUUCCUGAGGCCCUUGCGAAAUUUCACUGAAUCCGCUCCGAUCGCUAGGUUCAGCUUUGUUUCAGCAUUAGCG
Molecule: messenger RNA, 1700 nt
Organism: Sphaerulina musiva SO2202
Lineage: Eukaryota; Fungi; Ascomycota; Dothideomycetes; Mycosphaerellales; Mycosphaerellaceae
Exons: 3
Coding region: 227-1603 (458 amino acids)
Cellular component (GO): SUMO-targeted ubiquitin ligase complex
Molecular function (GO): ubiquitin-protein transferase activity
Source: RefSeq, a predicted model, not a curated record